AUGAACAUUAAUGCCUCCCGGGAGAAUCGAGAAUGGUGUCGCAGAAACAUCCUCGCCUACUUAGCCUCCGCAACAACGCUGGGUGUCGACAGCACCAUGAUGUAUUCAUACUGCUCAAUUGCCGAGGGAUUUUGGUACUCAAGGCGCACGUCCCAGAACAAUUCACUCGGCAACACACAUCCAUCUUCACCAUCUUUCCCGUCUUCGUCCUCAUCUUCCUCCGAGUCGAGCCGCCGCCCUUCGGCAGUACCCUACCGUUCCUCACGUUGGCCCGCUCGCUUCCUGGUCUGGACCGGCGUCGGACACAACAUUCAAUCUGAGAGGAAGUUGCCCCCAGAGCUGGGUGUUUGGCUCAUGGGAAUUACUGUCAGUGGCGUUACAGCCAUGCCCACGAGCGGGUUCUAUCUGUUGGGCAUCCAGGGCCUGGCCAUCUUGUUUGCAAAAUAA
Gamsiella multidivaricata is the source of this 447-nucleotide messenger RNA. RefSeq lists its product as uncharacterized. The record is from RefSeq and is a predicted model, not a curated record. The coding region runs from base 1 to 447 and encodes 148 amino acids. The transcript has 3 exons. NCBI's taxonomy places the organism in Eukaryota, Fungi, Mortierellomycota, Mortierellomycetes, Mortierellales, Mortierellaceae.